AUGUACGGUUUCAGAAUCAUAUCUUCUUUGUUUAUUCUACUACUGUUAGUGGUGGCACAAGAGAAAGUUUUACCAAAAAAUAGUAUUCCGUUAGCAAAAGCUAUAUUUGCAUGUAAAUUAAAUGUGCAUGAUGAUGUGGGUUAUUGUCGUUCGGAUACUUCUGAAGAUUAUGGUUGUAUUUGUUCUAAUAAAGAUGCAAUUUCUUCAUUUGUUGGUUGUUUUGCUUACUAUCAGGAGAAUUCUACUGAAGCAGUUCAAUUCUUUGUUGAUUUCUGUAAUGAAUAUGGUGACACUACUGUGGAAAUGGAUGAUAUUUAUGAAGCUUACAAUAACUAUACUACCCAUGGUUAUUAUAACGCAUCUGCAUUAAAUGAAACCCGUUCCAAUUAUACACAUAUUGUUAAUAAAUAUGAUAAAGUUGAUACUAGUAAUUACACUUUAUCUUUGGAAUCAUCAAUUGAUCAAUUUUUAGUCAAUUGGGAUAAUACAUUCUAUUAUGGUGCUGGUAUCUUAGGUUUUUGGGCAUUGGUAUUACUCAUUGGUGCGAUUUCAAAUUGGAGUCGUUACAUGUUUCCAGGUUUAAUGACAGAUUUAAAUGGUCCUGUUUCCAACUGGCUAAGAAAACAUAUAUUAUUACCAGCUACUAUUGGACGAAAGAAAUGUCAAAAUUAUAAAUAUUAUAGAUUUGCUGAAUUCUAUAUGCCAUCAAGAUUUGAAUCAGUUAUUUUGACUGGUUUCACUAUUGUUUGUAUUAUCACAUUAUCUAUCAACACUUAUUUUGCUCAAGGAGAUGAAGUUAUCUUUUCCAACUACUACGCAAGAUUAAGAUAUGUUGCUAACAGAACCGGAACUUGUUCAACCAUGAUGUUACCAUUGGUUAUUUUAUUCGCCGGUAGAAAUAAUAUCCUUCAAUUCUUAACCAGAUGGAAUUAUUCUGUAUUUAUUACUUUUCACCGUCACAUUGCUCGUAUGAUGUUUGCAUUUGUCAUCAUUCAUGCGGUAUGUUUCACCAUUGCUUUAGGUCCUGCUUAUGCUCCAGUUAUGAAAUUGCCUUUUAUGAUUUGGGGUACUGCUGCUACUGUUCUUGCUGCUCUAAUGUUAUUCCAAGGAAUGUUGUAUCUAAGAAGAAGAUUUUAUGAAGUUUUUGUAUUGACUCAUAUCAUAAUGGGUGUAUUUUAUGUCAUUGGUACUUGGGAACACGUUGUUGAUUUGGGUUACAUGUGGUAUGUUUAUGCAUCAGUUGCAUUUUGGGUUUUUGAUAGACUUAUUAGAAUUAUUCGUUUACUUCAUUUUGGUUUCCCAGAAGCUACUGUCAAUUUAAUGUCUGAUGAAACUUUGAAGAUCACUAUUCCAAGACCAGGAGACUGGAAACCAGCACCUGGUGGCCAUGUAUUUAUUCAUUUUUUAACUGGUGUUACCUUCUGGCAAAAUCAUCCAUUUACGAUUGGUUUAAAUGAAGAUAACAAAAUUAACCUUUAUUGUAAAGUUAAGAAUGGUAUUACCCAAACAUUAUAUAAAAAACUUGUUAACGUUCCUAAUAGAACCAUGAAAAUCAGAGUUGCUGUUGAAGGUCCAUAUGGUGAAACUAGUGAUGCUAGAAAAUCAGAUACUGUUGUGUAUAUUGCUGGUGGUAACGGUAUUCCAGGAAUGUUUUCUGAAGUAACUGAUUUGGCUAAACGAUACACAUCUACAAAAUCAGUCAAGAAAUUAAAACUUUAUUGGGUUAUUAGAGAAUAUCGUUCCUUAAACUGGUUCUUUGAUGAAUUGGAGAAACUCAAGAAAACAAAUAUUGAAACCACCAUUUACAUUACUAAACCAAAAAGUACUGUUGCAAUUGAAGAAUUGGUACCGCAAGUUAUGUCCCCUAAAUUUGAUUUAAAGAGUUGUUAUUCAAUGGGAGAAGGGGAUUCCAAAACAUUACAAUCAUAUGAUUUAAAACAUUAUGAACCAAAAUGGAGUAUGGAUCAAAUUCAAGAAGCGGUUGAUUAUCAAUUAGAUCCAAUACGUAUUCUUGGAGGAAGACCUGAUCUUAAAUCAAUUAUCAAUUAUGAAAUCGAAGAAGCUCCAAGUUCAAUUGCUUUUGUUACUUGUGGUCAUCCAGCAAUGGUGGAUGAUGUUAGAGCUGAAGUUGUUGAUGCCAUUGGUAAACAUGAAAAUAGAAUUGAUUUCUUUGAACAAUUAUUAGGAUGGGCUUAA
Candida tropicalis MYA-3404 is the source of this 2196-nucleotide messenger RNA. RefSeq names its product Cfl11p (gene CFL11). The record is from RefSeq and is a predicted model, not a curated record. The transcript has a single exon. Gene Ontology annotation, molecular function: ferric-chelate reductase activity. Bases 1 to 2196 code for a protein of 731 amino acids. Gene Ontology annotation, biological process: copper ion import; iron ion transport; intracellular iron ion homeostasis. Gene Ontology annotation, cellular component: plasma membrane. Lineage: Eukaryota; Fungi; Ascomycota; Pichiomycetes; Serinales; Debaryomycetaceae.